CUGGGAGUUGUAGUCCGCGGCGGCGGGAGGUUUGACUGGGGCGGCGGGCUUAGCGCUCUCAGAACUGCAUCCCCCGCUGGCCUCCGCGGCCUGGGCCGUUGCCUUUUCCUGUUCAGGGGACAAGAACCCUUGCUGCAGCAAGUUGAGAAGUUUGGGGGAGGGGUGUCCUCCUUCCCGCCGAGCUCUCGGAGAUUAAGGGCUCGGCCUGCUCAGGUAGAGGACGUUCCGGGUCUUGCAAACUCAUCUCCCGGGAGGGAGCGGAGGGAAAGGGGGGACGCGGCUGCUAAGACUGAGCUUGCGACGGAGUCGGCUGUUACCCGGGGAAGUUCUUCAGGGAAACGCCUCGGAACUGUGGCUUCUUGCGGAAGCGGUGAGGCCAAAGCCGGGGCCCGCGGAGACCGGUCCGGAGAGGCGGCGCGCGUUCUUACAGGUCUCGGAUGAGGAAACUUCAGUCCACCGAGUUGAAGAAACUGGCUCGCUCACCACGAGACAACCGCACUGUCAAAUUUAACACCUUUUGAAGGAUUUAUUGAUCAGAUUAGAAGCAUGUUCCAACUGUCACAUCAGAAUUUGAAUAUUAUGGCUCCUAUUGGCUCACCAUUAAGCAAUUCAUAAGGAAGAGGUUUAGAUAAAGUUUGUUACCGGACUUUAUAGAAGUUACAGACUUACCUAGAAGAACAUACAUAUACAUAACUGCUUUCACAAGGCUGCCUUUUUAAUGAUAUGGUUCCAAUUGCUUUGAUAUUGGCAUACUACAGAGGACUGACUUCUUCAGUGCUUAGCGUCUGAGAAAAAAUGGCAAAUAUGGAUAGUGAUUCUAGCCAUCUUCUCAUCCCUGAGGUAGAUAAUGAAAUAAAUCCUGGACCUAUGAAUAUCCAGUUUGAUUCAUCAGAUAUAAGAUCCAAAAGGCCUUUCUAUAUAGAGCCCACAAACAUCGUCAGUGUGAAUGAUGUCAUUCAGAGGGUUAGUGACCAUGCCUCUGCAAUGAACAAGAGGAUUCAUUACUACAGCCGGCUCACUGCUCCUGCAGACAAGGCACUGGUUGCCCCAGAUCAUGUAGUUCCAGCUCCAGAAGAGUGCUAUGUGUAUAGUCCAUUAGGUUCUGCUUAUAAACUUCAAAGUUGCACCGAAGGAUAUGGUAAAAACACCAGUUUAGUAACCAUUUUUAUGAUUUGGAAUACCAUGAUGGGAACAUCUAUACUAAGUAUUCCUUGGGGCAUAAAACAGGCUGGGUUUACUACUGGAAUGUGUGUCAUCAUGCUGAUGGGCCUUUUAACACUUUAUUGCUGCUACAGAGUGGUGAAAUCACGAACUAUCAUAUCAUCAGUGGAUACCACUACCUGGGAAUAUCCAGAUGUCUGCAGAUAUUAUUUUGGCUCCUUUGGGCAGUGGUCAAGUCUCCUUUGCUCCUUGGUGUCUCUUAUUGGAGCAAUGAUAGUGUAUUGGGUGCUUAUGUCUAAUUUUCUUUUUAAUACUGGAAAGUUUAUUUUUAACUUUAUUCAUCACAUUAAUGACACAGAUGCAAUACUGAGCACCAACGAUAGCAACCUUGUGAUUUGUCCAAGCGCCAGGAGUGGUGACCAUCCUGACAAUGGCUCUAUGAUUUUCUACACCAAUGACUCGGGACUCCAGCAGUUUGAAAAGUGGUGGAAUAAGUCCAAGACAGUGCCCUUUUACCUCAUGGGGCUCCUCCUGCCACUGCUUAAUUUCAAAUCUCCUUCAUUUUUUUCAAAAUUUAAUAUCCUAGAUCUUACCUGGGUUUUAGUGGGCAAAAACGACAAAGGCACAGUGUCUGUUCUCUACUUGAUUUUUCUUGUCACCUUGAAGGCUAUUCACUUGGGAUUUCAUUUGGAGUUUCAUUGGUUUACGCCAACAGAGUUUUUUGUCCCAGAGAUAAGAUUUCAGUUUCCACAGCUGACUGGGGUGCUUACCCUUGCUUUCUUUAUUCAUAAUUGUAUUAUCACCCUCUUGAAGAACAACAAGAACCAAGAAAACAAUGUGAGGGACUUGUCCAUUGCUUAUAUACUGGUGACAUUAACUUAUUUCUAUAUUGGAGUCCUGGUUUUUGCUUCAUUUCCUUCACCACCAUUAUCCAAAGAUUGUAUAGAGCAGAAUUUUUUAGACAACUUCCCUAGCAGUGACAUCCUGUCCUUCAUUGCAAGGAUAUUCCUGCUGUUCCAGAUGAUGACUGUAUAUCCACUCCUAGGCUACUUGGCUCGUGUCCAGCUGUUGGGCCAUAUCUUCGGUGAUGUUUAUCCUAGCAUUUUCCACGUGUUGAUUCUUAAUCUAGUUAUUGUGGGAGCUGGCGUGCUCAUGGCCUGUUUCUACCCAAACAUAGGAGGAAUCAUAAGAUAUUCAGGAGCAGCAUGUGGCCUGGCCUUUGUAUUCAUAUAUCCAUCUCUCAUCUAUAUAAUUUCCCUCUACCAAGAAGAGCGUCUAACAUGGCCUAAGUUAAUCUCUCACAUUUUCAUCAUUAUUUUGGGCCUGGCUAACCUAAUUGUUCAGUUUUUUAUGUGAAAUAGUCAACUGUCUUCUCCAGAUCUUUCAUGGUGUUUUGAACUCUGACAACAGUUCCACAUAAACUCACUUGUAAAUGCUGUUGUUGCUGUAAUUAUUAAUGUUUUCCUAAGGUAAUUUGAAACCAAGGGAAAUAGUGGUCCAUUAAUAAGUAAUUCGUGUUAGAAUGGGGAAAAGGGCAGUAAGAGUGGUCUUAAUCUCUUUACCAUUUUCAUAUUCACUCAUCUCUUCAUUCUCACUGUCUUUUCUGAGUAGAAAUGUAUGCCCCUAGGAAAAAUCAUGCUGGGUUUUGCUUUUAGAGAUGUAGGGUGGGUGUGUUUAUUCUGGCUACAAUAAUGAUUCUCAGAGUGUCAGAGCAACUAUGUUGCCAGAUCCCAUUUCUGUUUUAUGUUUCAGUUAUUCACUUUUAUUUUAUUACUUGCUAUAUCAUUUCUACAGUUUGCCCAAACCUUUACUGUUUUAGACAGUAAACCAAAUACCUCAUUCUAAAAAAGAAGUGUCCAUGACAUCAGUGUUAGUAGAGUGAAUUCUUACGUGAGCCCUUAAUCUCUGUUUUAAAAAAGAAAGAAGGAAAAAAAAAAAAAAGCAAUGUCAGAACAGGCCCCAUGGUCAUGAAACUUAUGUAAAAUAAAGGAACUAGGAGAGAAUUUGUUGCUAUCUGACUCCUCUUUUGUUUCUAAUCCAGUUCCAGUUCCCCAAGCCACAUUUUGCAUAGGAACAAGUAUUGUCCUCAUAGACCCAGAGGGCUCUUUGGCUUUUUGGACCUCUGAGGCUUGCAUAGGAUGUGAUGACAGGACCAGUGGGGAAGAAUAUAGGAAGCAUGGAAGAGAGGGAUAUAUGAGGCGUUAAGGGAAUAGAGAGGGGCCAGAAAGAGUGAGGCCUCCUUAAAAGUGUAUUCUCUGCUGAGGGUGAAAGUGAUUUCUUCAACACAGGAAAGGAUGACUUCUGUUCAAAGUAUGACCUCCAGAAGGAGACCCCCUCAACUUAACUUCUGUAACUGUCAGGGUAGCGGUUAAAUCCCCAAAAGAAAAACUACUUGGAUCUGAGAAAAGGAUUAGGGAAUCUGAAUUCUUUGAUUAACACUCUCUUCUUUUUCUUUCAAACUAAAAGCUAAACCAAAAUCUAAAUCCAUGUCUUUCAUGUAAUAUAGCCUCCAUGUUCAGCUGGAAAAGUUAGAUUUCUCUAAUUUUAUGGUAACAUUAAACAGUGUAUUGUGUUAAUACACAUCCCAAGAUAAUGUGUAGAUUUGUGUGAUUUUCCUUCCUUUGAGAAAGACAGGUGAAAUGGUUUUUUAAACCUGGUAAAGAGCCCCAGAUUCAAGACCAGCCAUUCUUCUUUUUAGCAGAGCUUUCUAUCUAGUCCAUAGACCCAUACCCAUACUGAUGAACUAUAUUGCCUAAAGCUCUUUUUUAAAAAGUCUCAUUAUGAAAAUUCUCAAGCAUACACAAAAGUAGAAAAAAAUAAUAUGAUAAAUCCCCCCAUACCCAUCCCCUACAUUUAGUAAUUAUAAGACUUUGCCACAUUGCUCACCUAUCCCCCUUUUUUUCUUUUCCACUGAAACAUUUUAAAAUCAAUCUUCAAGUUAUGUCAUUUCAUCUCUACAAACCUUAAUAUGCACUUGAACUUAGUUACGUUUAUUGAGGGAGACAGUCUCUCUGAAGUUGUUUGUUGUUGUUAGCAGAAACUGCUGGUAGAAAUUAGGUAAUUAGAAAAUGCUGCGUUAUGUGUCUGGAUCCCGGUGCUAACCUCUCUUAGAACAGGAAUAUAAGGCGUGGAGAAAAUGUAUCUCUGUGCUUUUAUGACUUGAGGGUUUUGUUCAGUUAGAGACAUAGGAAUCAAAAGCCAGACCUUGAGAGAUCUUCCAGGCUUAAUCCUUGUUUAUCUCUAGUUGCCUCCCUUGUCUUUAAAAACUUCAGAGACAAAGUUGCAUUGCCUUUUUUCAAUGAUAUACUUGAAUGUUUUAACACACAGAAAAGUGAUUUGAUAUAUUUUUGUGCAUUUAAUAAUCAAAGUGAAUAUGAAAAUGAAUGCAUUAUUGAUUAAACUGAAAAGCAACGUGAUAUUUGCUCUUUUUUUUUGCGUUAUGCGGGCCUCUCACUGUUGUGGCCUCUCCCAUUGCGGAGCGCAGGCUCAGCGGCCAUGGCUCACGGGCCCAGCCACUCCGCGGCAUGUGGGAUCCUCCCGGACCGGGGCACGAACCCGUGUCCCCUGCAUUGGCAGGUGGACUCCCAACCACUGCACCACCAGGGAAGCCCGAUAUUUGCUUUUUGUUUUCUUUAAGAGACUUGCUGAUUUAGAAUUUCCAAAAUCCUAUGUUAGACUUAUACUGAAUGACUUUGCCUCCUUAGGUUUUUCUUCACAAAACCAGCUCCUUUGGCCUAUUAAUUAGCUUGGUCGGAAAACUCUUUGUGUACGUGUGUCCUGGCUCACAAAUUAGAAUGAUGAGAUGAGAUCUCAUUCUGAUCAUAUUACAAUUAAUUUUAGACUUUCUUUGCUGUCAUCUCUUUGAAUUUUCUGAUUAAAUUUCUUUCACUUCUUGCUCCGAAGUGGUUAAUCUUAUAGUUUCUUUGAAUUUAGCUUAUUUAACACAUAACUGAGGACGUUAUAAAAUUUAAAAUAGCUUGUUUAGAGAGCUCUUCCUUGGAAAGGCUCUGGAUGAAUAUGUGGUAUACUAAUACUGUGCCAGAAAGGGAAAAGAAAUAUGCUUUGACAUUUGACACCUACGGGUGACCAUCCAAAAUCAGUUUCAUCAUCACACCCCAAAAAUGUAUUGGAAUAAAGAAUAAAUUUACCCACAAAAAGGGACUGUAUUAGAGGGAAAUAUUCACUUCAUUUACGCUAAAUAUAUUUUGCAAAUACAAUACAGCCACUAAAUGCAGAAGCAGAAGAGUUUUUGGUUUCUACUUGGAGUUCAUUAGGAGAAUUUUUUUAUCUGUAUUUUGACUUACUCAUUUCCAUAAAUAAUUGAAUAACUACGAUCAGGGAGGGGGAAAUUUCCCCCCAUCCCUCUUGAGUUCUUUUGGCUGGUCUAAUAAUUAAAUUGACCCAAGACAUAUUAACGGGAGAAAGAAGCAAAACAAAACAAUUUAAUUUGCAUGUGUAGAAUUCUCAUAGAAAUGGGACCCCCGAAGUGACCAAAGCAAGUUGUUCAUAUAUCAUUUUUAGACAAAGAAAGAUUUAUGAAGAUUUAAGUUAUGCUAGGGAGCAAACUGAUGAAGAAGUAACAACAUUUGUUUAUAGUAUAGCUUUUUAAGCCUUGAGUUCCCUAACUCGGGUGAUAAGGACGCUUUGUAGCCUCCUGGUAUAGGGAGGAUACCUUCACCUGGGAGAUUUAUUUCUUGCUUUCAUGGGGAAGGGGGAAGUCAGAGUGUUUUUUAUAUCUUUUGUUUCCACCAGCUGUUUCUCAAGUAACUUUAAUUCAAAAUAAUCACUAUGCCACUGUGACAUAUCUUGGGGCAGCCUGUCCUGAGCCCCAGCACUGCCAUGUUCGGUACUUUGGAGAAGGCAAAUAUGUAUAAGACAUCACUCAUAUCCUAAAGGAACUUGUGGUCCAGUAAACUACGCCUACAGUUAACUAUAAUGCAAGGCACUUUCAGACAAAGAGAAACAGAUCCCUUCCAGUCAGGCUCCUCAGGGAGGGCAGGUAAACGAAGCUGAGUGGUAAAGCUGCAAGGACACAUUUUCAGCCUUCUCCUAAUAACUGUCCAAAAUUUUAGGUGUUUGAUACAUUCGCCAUCAAGUGGGAUCUUCUAAAGUGUAAUUGCUUUUACUUUGGCAAAUUUUCUCUAAGAUAAGUUUUAUAAGAAGUAUUUAACUGCUUCUGUAUACUGUUUAUUGUUCUCUUUGCAUUUUAACACUGCAAGAUUCACUUCUGUGAAUCUUGGACCGCAAAAUACAAUUGGUCAGUAGGGGAAAUAAUCAGUAACACAUUGGGCAGUACAAACAGAAAGAUUCUAUAAGAUUUUCUCUCCAAAAAUUUGACUUAUUUAUCUGUAUUCAAAACGUCAAAUGUUUGGGCUCAUUGAUUAGAGCAGAAAAUAUUGAUGCUGCUUGUUUUCUUUACAAAGCACUGACCUGUUGCUUUUUAAAAUCUGGUCAUGGUGAUGUGGUGGUGGUUUGUUUUCUCAUCCCAAUUCAAACGUCCAAAAGAAAAUCCAAAUCUAGCUGACACCUAAACAAUAGAAUGUUAUAUUAGUUUGUUGUCCAAAAUGGAACGCGCACAAGGCAGCCUGGCUGGCCCCAGUUUCACAGUCGACUGCCGACUUCACUUCAGAUUAUGUAAACAUGUUUUGCAAAAGAGCUCUGACGGGAACCUCAUAACCUAAACACUGUUCUCUGAAAUGUAAUUUGUUGUCUUUUUAUAUAAAAGAAGAAAUUAAAUCAAAAUUAUUUUGAAGAAAAACGAGUCUGGGAUUUUGUUUAAUUGAACUUUGCCAGGAGAUGCCAUUGCCUAGUAGCACUGACCCCAGGGUAGAAGGAGACAAUCUUUUGCAGGGUCAGACUUCUCAAGUGACUCUGCAUGUGUCACAUGAGGUCACUCAAGUGACCGAUGCAUGUCUCACAUGCCCUCCCUCAUGUUCUAGAUCCUAAAAAAAAAAAAAAAAGGUAUAUGCUUUGUAUGUUAACCAAAACCUAAAAUGAUCAUCCCUUUUGGACAAUAAUACUGUGUGACUUCUCCCUCUAAGAGCAUUUCAGAAUGAAUGUGGCACUUCAGAUAAGUGUAGCCCAGUUUCUGGCAAAGAGCUUAGUGUCAUAAUCUUACAGAGCCAUUUAAGGCAAUAGAGAGCUCUAAUCUUCUGCCUGCCUUAAGUAAAAUUCCUUUUUUUCCCCAAUGCCAUUUUUUAAAAUAUUUUUGUCAACUCUUCUGCAAAGAUAAAAUAAGGCUGUGUCUUUUUAAAAGAUUAAAAAUUCCUCCAUUCUCCUUAUUCAUCUCAGGCCAUAAAGUUCAGGGCUGGGAUAGGGAUUAGAAAGAGCACACUCUGCAAAUUUUUCCUCCUUUGGGUCUCUCUUGAUAUCUCAAGUAAUCCAACUGUGUUUGGUUUUAACAGACACUUAAUAUACACUUGUUUAAUCAAUCAAUUAAUGAGGCAGGAUUCCACUUUAAUGGAAAACAAUAAUUGCUACUUUUUAAGGGUUUUUCGUUUCUACUUGGAGUUCAAUACCCCCCCCCCCCAAAAAAAAAAAAUUGGGCCAUUCAGGUUCAGAAUUAGUCUCUCGGCCAAUUCGGCCAAUAUUUAAGUACUAACCGGAUGCCAGACUCUGUGCUAAGCACAGAGCAUCCAGUGGUGAACAAGGUGGAUGUGGCCCUGGCAGCAUCCUUGCCCACCCUCUGAACUCGGGCAGCUGGUCAUUUUCCAAGAUAAAACAACUUUAAUUAUAAUCACACAAAGUUAUGUAGACAUGUGGACAAAAACUGAAAGGGACCACAGAAGAAUAAAUGUGGGUUACCUGUUGAAGUGAUGAGACUCUAGGUGAAUCAUUUAUGUUGUUACUUUAUUAUCUGCAUGACAAGCUUUCUAAAAGGAUGUCUGUAUUAAAAGGCGGCUUGUAGAAAUUUAUCUAGACUCAAGCCAUGAAGUAAAGGACCAACUUACAAAGAACCUUUGGGAUGGGGGAUAGAGGUCAUUUGUUACAGGGCAGGUCCAAGUUUAGUGGGGCCUGAAGUUAUAUAAUUUGUUCUUCCCUCUUAAGGAAAAACAUACAAAAUUAGGAAGAACCCCAUACAAGUGAGGAUCCCUUGCUUUAACGUUUUUUAGCUUUAAGGUAAAUCAUCCACACAGCUCUGGGGACGGGACUUAGACUGAAGGAGGUGUAAUGAAGAAAAGUUUCAGCACUCGAAUAUGUCAAGCUUUGAGUGCCUCCGCUACCUUUAAGAACUGCAACUUUUACUAGAUCUGAGCCUUUACUUCUCAAAGAGUCUAAUUGGAUUUAGCAAAAUAGCAUGGGAUACAAAUUCAGUAAUGGUUAAUAUGGGAUCACAAUAGGACAUUUUUCUUUUUUAGAGAGGUUUUACUUGGGAAUGGGUUUUGCAGCAGGGGGGUCUCCUUUUAACUUUACAGAAAUAAUAGAGUUCAAAGAUACUGUUUGUCAAAUACCUAUUCAAUGAACCUUAGAGAUGAGGAACAUUUUAAGGGCUCUUGAUGCAGAAAACAAGCCACCAAGAGCAACAUUAGAAUAAGGUAACAUUUAUUUAUUCAUACUUCACUUUGUCCCAGAAGGGACCUGUUUUCACUACAGUAAAGUAAAAUCAACUGCAUAAUUGUCUCUUUUUUUAGAGACUAAAUUAGAACUUUAUGACACUCCUUAAGGAGAGGAAACUAUUCAAAUAAUUAUACCUUUUAUAAUUUUAUAGUUCUUUGUAGCUUAUAUUAUAGUUCUUUAUUGUAGGUAGAUAAAGCAUAAUUCAAUGCAGUAAACGUAUUGAUGAUUGUCCUAGAAUUGGAAAUACAAAUAUAGAGUUAUCCUUCCCAGUGCUGCUAGAAUUCUCUUAAUGUAACAUGAACCUGAUUAUAUCCCUCCUCUGUAAAAUCCUUCAGUGCCCCAAUAGAAAAAUGGGCAAGGGCCUUUGUAACAGACAGCUCUCAGAGGAACAACUGCAAGUUAACAUGGAGAUUUAAAAAGUUCAGAGUCGAAAUACUGAUCUGUGCUAACGAAUAAACCUCAAAAACAUGAAAGUGAAGGAAGCUACAUGCAAAAGACUAACGGUUCCAUUUAUAUGAAAUGUCUAGAAAGGGCAAAUUUAUAGGAACAGAAAGCGAAAUAGUUGCCUGUGUCUGGGGGUGGGAGCAGGGACUCACUGUAUAUGGCCAUGUGGAGGAGAUUUUCUAGGGUGAUAGAAAUGUUCUAAAAGUGGGUUGUGGUAAUAGUUGCACAACUAUAUAAUUACUAAAAUCAUUGAAUUGUACACUUACAUUGAAUUUUAUGAAGUGUAAAUUAUCCCUUGAAGCAGUUUUUUAAAAAGUUCAACCUCAGUAGAAAAGUAAUUUAAAAUGCUUUCUACUUGUCGAAUACUAAAAUAAUAGUAACUGUUAUUAUUAUUAUACACUGACAAAGGUAUGGGAAUGAACACUCAUACACAAGUGGUUGGUGUAAAAGUGGGUGUAAACUUUCUGAAGGUAAUUUGACAACAUGCAUCAAAGCCUCAAAAUGCUCAUAUACUUUGACUCACUUCCAGAUGUGUGUCCUAAUUGGAAGGUGUGGAUAUAUAAACACAAAGAGAUAUUUAUCUCUUUACUAUUUGUAAUGGAAAAAUUAGGAACAACCUAAAUGUCCAACAAUAGGAGAUAAAUUAUAGAAUACCCAUCAAUAGAAUACUGUUUAGCUAUUUAAAAUGUUGAUGCAGAUGCCUGUAUGUAAUAAGUGUCAAAAAGAUGUUUAUAAAUAUAAGUAAAGAAUUUAAAAUAUUUGUGUAUAUAUAUGUAUAUAUUGGAAGUUUAUAUAACAAAUAUGAAUAUUGGGCAUCUCUGGGUAUUAGGACUAUUGGGUAUUUCUUUUCUCAUUUGUUUAUCUGUAUUUUCUAAAGUUUUUAAAUGUGUCAUGUUUUAUGAAAAAAGCAAUAAA
Molecule: messenger RNA, 10077 nt
Organism: Globicephala melas (long-finned pilot whale)
Lineage: Eukaryota; Metazoa; Chordata; Mammalia; Artiodactyla; Delphinidae
Gene: SLC38A9
Product: solute carrier family 38 member 9
Biological process (GO): amino acid transmembrane transport
Molecular function (GO): L-amino acid transmembrane transporter activity
Source: RefSeq, a predicted model, not a curated record